AUGGAGUCCCCGGCGCCCACCUCCAGCUACAACUCCUCGGGCUGGGAGGACUACACCCCCUUCGACCUGGAUGAGCUGGAUGGCUACGAGGUGCCCCACGGCCACCGAGCCAUCCUGGCCCUCUACGCCCUCAUCUUCCUGCUGGGCGUCCUGGGCAACGGCGCCGUGGUCUGGGUGACGGCGCUGGAGCUGCGCCGCACGGUCAACGGCGUCUGGUUCCUCAACCUGGCGCUGGCCGACCUGCUCUGCUGCCUGGCCCUGCCCUUCCUGGCCCUGCCCUUGACCCAGGACCACCACUGGCCCCUGGGCGGCUUCGCCUGCAAGCUGCUGCCCUCCCUCACCGUCCUCAACAUGUUCGCCAGCGUCCUGCUGCUGACGGCCAUCAGCGCCGACCGCUGGGCGCUGGUGACGCUGCCGGUGUGGUGCCAGAACCACCGCGGCCUGCCGCUGGCCAGGGCCGCCUGCGCCGCCGCCUGGGGGCUGGCCGCCCUGCUCACCCUGCCCUCCUUCGUCUUCCGCGCCGCCCGCGCCGACCCCUUCUCCCGGAAGGUGGUCUGCACCCUGGCCUACGAGGCCGUGGGCCCCCACCAGCGGCUGACCGAGCUGGCCACGGCCGGCGCCCGCUUCCUCUGCGGCUUCCUGCUGCCCUUCGCCGCCAUCUCCGCCUGCUACGGGCUGCUGCUCGCCCGCCUGCGCAGCAGGGGCCUCGCCCGCUCCCAGCGCGCCACCAAGCUGGUCCUGGUGGUCAUCCUCAGCUUCUUCAUCUGCUGGCUGCCCUACCACGUGGUGGGCCUGGUGCUGGCCUCCGCCUCCAGCCGCAGCUCCCUCUUCAAGAGCGCCCAGGCCGCCGACCCCGUGGUGGCCGGCGUGGCCUACGUCAACAGCUGCGUCAACCCCAUCAUCUACGUCGUCAUGGGCCAGGGCUUCAGGGACAAGUUCCAGCGCUCCUGGAGGGCUGUGCUCAGGGGGGUGCUGAGCGACGACCCCGCCAGCGCCGCUGGGGACAGCAGGGCGAAGACCAAGACCACGGUGGAGGAGCAGAGCAGCAGCACCGUGGUGUGAGGCAGGGC
Molecule: messenger RNA, 1070 nt
Organism: Dryobates pubescens (Downy woodpecker)
Lineage: Eukaryota; Metazoa; Chordata; Aves; Piciformes; Picidae
Gene: C5AR1
Product: complement C5a receptor 1
Exons: 1
Coding region: 1-1062 (353 amino acids)
Biological process (GO): positive regulation of cytosolic calcium ion concentration; phospholipase C-activating G protein-coupled receptor signaling pathway; complement receptor mediated signaling pathway
Cellular component (GO): plasma membrane
Molecular function (GO): complement component C5a receptor activity; G protein-coupled receptor activity
Source: RefSeq, a predicted model, not a curated record